Messenger RNA from Conger conger (European conger), 6538 nucleotides. It is a transcript of the gene pidd1, whose product is annotated as p53-induced death domain protein 1. Gene Ontology annotation, molecular function: protein binding. The record is from RefSeq and is a predicted model, not a curated record. The transcript is spliced from 16 exons. Lineage: Eukaryota; Metazoa; Chordata; Actinopteri; Anguilliformes; Congridae. Gene Ontology annotation, biological process: signal transduction; apoptotic process; DNA damage response. Bases 546 to 3548 code for a protein of 1000 amino acids.
UUAAAAUAAAGACGGGUUUAAGUUACAUGAACGUCAAAUUAUUUAAGGCUGGUUAGGGUUAACGCUUUAUCUAGUACAGAAGGUUGUAAACAUACAAGAAAUUAAUAGGAUUAUCAAGUCACUGUUCCUUUAAGAACUGUCCCGCCCUGGGUUGAAAGUUUGGCGGUGCUUCUGACAAACAAUAAUAGUUUGUGCUAGCAGCUAACUAAGAUAGCCGGAUUGAGAGUUGGCAAGUAGGAAACCAGAGCUAAUGCAAGGAGUUUAAGCAACGAUUGUAGCACCAUGCUGUAAAUGUACCAUGAAGAACGUGCCAUGCUGAAGGGGAGACGAUAAUUGACACCGGCGAGGACACCGCUCAAAACUCCGUGGAAAUGAUGAGCCGUGCGCCAGCCCAGACUUGCCCAUCUCUGCCUGUCCAGGACGCCUGAGCGCGCAAUGGCGCGGGAGAGGCAGACGAAGAACAGGAGAUGGCUGAGCUUCAUCCUGUACUGUAAUGCCUCAACAGCACCCGGAGGUCUGAGCGAGGCCAACUGUCGUAGCUGGUAAUGAAACGCAUGGAGAAGGCAAGAGAGAGAAGUGCAACUGAUGAGGCUGGUUUGGGCGAGGAGUCGGUCAGGAGGAAGGACCUAGAUAAUCUGCCAGGAGAACUGGAGAGGAGAAGGCCGUCCGACAGAGAGACACGCUCCCAGCGCAGUGGAGAGGAACAAAUGGACCUGCGGAGAGCGAGGGAGGAACAGAUCAACACAGGGACAAAAAGGAGAGAAAUAAAGGGAGAAGAAAAAGAACUGAGUGGAUGGGAAGAGGGGAGGGCGAAGGAGGCUGUGGAGAAGGACGGUGCUGAGGAAGCCACGAUCCCCUCUCUCUCUCCAUCUCCGUCUCUCUGUCUUACAGAAGCCUGGCCUUCCUCUACCUCUUCAUCCUCCUCCUCUUCCUCACAGCUGCCCUCCUCCGCUCCCUGUCCUCUCCCCCGUCUCUCCCCUGCCCUGCCGGAUGCGUUGGUGGUUUUGGCAGAUGCCCGGCUGACGCUGGAUGUGUAUCGGGACGGGGCAGCGGCCCUCCCCGCCCUGUGGGCGGCGGCUCCGGGGCGGCUGGGCAGGGUGCGCUAUCUGAGGCUGGGCUCCGAAGACCUCCAGGGCCUGCAGGAGGCUCUCACCAUCCUACCCCUCCUCACACAGCUGCACUCACUGGCCAUACGAGGGCACUGUCUGCAGGAUGGUUUGGGUGACCCCCUCCCUGGCCUCCUCUCCUCCCUCCCCCCAUCUCUCCGUUCCCUCUCCUCCCUCACCCACCUGGACCUUUCUUUUAACCGCCUCACCUCGCUGCCACCCUGUCUGCUCUCUCUCCCCCUUCUUUCCUCUCUCCUUCUCUCCCACAACCUCCUGUCAUCCCUGCCCUCCUCCGUGGGUGAGCUGCGCUCUCUCUCCUUCCUCUCGCUCCUGGGCAACCGGCUGCAGACUGUGCCGCCCAGCCUGGGCCACCUGGGGGCGCUGUGCACCCUCGACCUGUCCCACAACCAGCUGCAGAGACUGCCCCCGGAGCUGGGCCUUCUGGAGAGCCUACAGAGCCUGGAGCUGUCCCACAACUGCCUGAGAGAGCUGCCCCAUACUCUGGGGUCUCUCCUCUCGCUGCGGGAGCUCAGCAUUCACAGCAACGAUAUCCGCAGCGUCCCUCCCUGUUUGAAGGACCUGCCCCACCUGAUCCGACUGGAUGUGCGCAACAACCCCCUGGGAAGACCCCCCACCCCUCCCCCACUCCCCCUCCCUACCUCAGGACAAAUGGAAACCGAACUUCCAGAGUUGCAUCUUGGACCCAACCAGCAUUGCUUCUUCGUGAGCGAGAGUGGGUGCAAUGUGUUUCUGCCGGGAGGGGCGGAGCUUCAGUUCCCGCGGGGCGCUGUGGCUUCCAAAAUGAUGCUGACGUGGACAGUGAAGAGGCCAGACAGGAAGUGGGUGUGGCUUGAGGAACACGACUUCCUUUUGAGCUGGCCACUGGAACUCCUGCCUCAUGGCACUGCUUUCCUGGAGCCUGUUCUGGUGUGCGUGCCAUACCGUCGGUUUAGGAGGGGGGAAGUGGUGGUCCGCAGAUUCGACGGCCAGUGCUGGAGUACACUACCAACUAUGACCAGGAGGGGGAGCCAGAGGCACAGUGCUCGGCCAGGAGGAAGGCCAGCCCGGCUGGCCUGCUGCUCUGUGAAGCAGUUCUCCUGGUUUGUAGCUGUCUCCCGUCUGGUGAGGGACAGUUGCUCAGUGUCGCCAGAGGGGGCGCUGCUGGUGUCUCGCGUAGAUUCGGGAAUCAAGCUGACAUUCCCGUCCGGCUCUACCCUCCAGAACCGCACCGUCAUGCUUCAGGUGCUGCAGGUGGAUGUCUCAGAGGUGCAGAAGCUGACUGGAGACCCCCAGGCCAGUGUCAGCCCUCUACUCUGCGUCUCCCAGUCUCCCAGCAUGCCCUUCCUGCGGCCAGUCACUGUGCAGGUCCCCCUGCCUCCUGGACUGACUGGUCACACAGUGGACAUGUCCUGCCUUUACCUUCUGCAUGGGGACCAGGCCGCCCAAACCUGGACUGACGUCACGCCCCAGUCCUCUCUCCAAAUCACGCAUCUCUAUGCCAUCUUCACCGUGACCCACUUCUCCUGGUACUGGUUGUGGUACACCACUAAGCGUAGUGUGUGUGGAGUGGUGAGGAAAGUUUAUCACAGACUUCGGCAGUUCCGGGUCCAGUUCCUUGUUCUCCAGAGGAAGGCCGACCCGAUGCAGGUGCUACUGCAGUGUCUCCCGACAAGCAAGGUGGACAGUUGCCUGCAGUCUCUCUCUCCCCUGUAUGAAGGUCCCCAGCCCUCUGACCUGUGUGAACUCAUGGAAGGAGAGCAGUUUUUCGCUGGAUUCGAGAGUGGAAUCAACAUCAACUCAGACCGGCCCGACUGCACAGAGGGACGACUCUGCUUUGUCUUUUACUCCAACUUGAAGAAUCACAAAGAGGUGUACAUCUGCCCCAGCCAGCACACCCAGGAGGCAGUGCGAGGGCAGGUUUCAUUUUACAGAGGGGAGAUGCCCAGAGACAUUCCACCGGAGGUUGCACAGAAGAGGAAGGGACAUGACAGCCAAUGGCUGGCCACCCUGCCUUUGAGGCUUCCUGGGGCCCUGUCCAAUAAGGGGGAGGGGGAGGAGCUCCAGUACCGGCCUCUGAAUUUGGGAGAUCCUGAGAGUGGCUACCUGACGGAGGCCAACCUCCUGGCCAUCUCUCUGCAGAUCGGAGAGGACUGGCGGUCCAUCGGCAUCAACCUGGGCAUCACCUACCAGGAACUGGACCGUAUUCAGUACAGACACAGAGACAACCUGGGAGGCAUGGUCCUGGAGAUGCUCUUUCACUGGGCGCGGCGGCGGGGAGGGGCAGGGCCCGGGGCAGUGCCGGAGCUACAGCAGGCCAUGGUGGAGAGCAGGAGGCAGGAUCUGGCGGAUGAGAUCGAGGACAUCGUGAGCUUGGGGAGAAGGAAGUACAGAGAGUCCCUGAGACGGGUGGGGCUGGACACCCCCACCGUUUCUGCAGAGUAGACUGCUCCACCACUGCACAAUAGCAACACCCCCACCGUUUCUGCAGAGUAGACUGCUCCACCACUGCACAAUAGCAACACCCCCACCGUUUCUGCAGAGUAGACUGCUCCACCACUGCACAAUACUGAUUUUGCGGUAAUGGAUCUGUCAUCCCUUUGAAGGACAUGCUGGAAGCUGGAAGAUUCACUUGGUCAGGAAUGGACUUAAAACAAUGAUCAAAGUGGGUUUCAUUUCAUCCUGGGUUAUAGCAGGGGAUCCCAAACUAUGGGUAGGGAACAAGAUGAUUUCUGUGAGCACUGUACAUUCCACAUAUGCGCCUGCCGAAGUCAGCACCGCACCCGUUAUUUGCACUGCUGGUUGUACAGUAUUUUGUGUUAUAGAUUUAAUUUUAAAUUGAUAAAAUUACCAUUUCUGCCCAUCAAGAUACACUUAAUAAACCCAUGAUGAAAAAGUGAAAACAUGAUUUUAGAAAUGUAUUUAGCAGAUUUAUCCAAAAUCUUCAGCAAUUACAGCUUCAUACAGUCUGCAAGCUUUACACAGCUGGGGCUCAUUCCAAUAUCCUCUUUUUUAGUUUCCUUUCUCCUUGCCCCUAGCUCCACCCAUCGGGAGAGGCUAGGAAAAUAUGACAGAAAAAGAAGUGAGAUCGAGAACAUGAAUUCUGCAAAUGGAAUGCCUUCAAAUGUCAAUUACAGACGUGGCAGAUGUGUGGCAGAUGGGGAAAGGUGGAUCGUUCGAUCAUUUAUACGCAAGGCUUUCCAAAAAAAAAAAAAACUUACACAAAGGAAGUAUCCUUGCUCAAAGGAAAUAUUUGGAGUUCCUAACUUUUACUCUUAGUGCGUAGAACAUGGGUGUACAAUCCACUUCAGGAUUUUGUGCCAAUUAUUUAAUUAGCCAAAUAAUGUCUUGAUCAGACAUUUAUAUAUGCACCAGCUACAACUGCAGACUGCAAGUGCAUCCUAAGGAUUGUAUUGUGCUCAAGUACAGGAGUGAACCAACAUCAUUUAUAGAGUGGUCAGAAAAAUAAUUUGAGCUAAUUGGUUGGAACAAAAAACAGCUUGCAGAUUUGUGCCCCUGUCCUCGGAGGAACAUUUAAGGAGUUGAAAUGUCCUUAAAAAUGGCUCUACUCAAGCUAGGAAAGGACAAACGUGGAGAAAAAUAAGCUAUUGGAAUUAGCCCCUGGAUUUGGGCAGAUCCUCUCAAGCUCCAUCAGCUUGGAUGUGAACUGCCAUCUUCAGGUCUCUCCACCGAUGUUCUAUGGGGUUUAAGUCUGGGCUUUGGCUGGGCCACUCAAGGACAGUCAGAGACUUGUCCCGAAGCCAUUCCAGCAUUGUCUUGGCUGUAUGCUUCAGAUCAUUGUCAUGCUGAAAGGUGAACUGUCACUCCAGUCUGAGGUGCGUGCACACUGGAGAAGGUUAUCAUUGUCAUGCUGAAAGGUGAACUGUCACCCCAGUCUGAGGUGCGUGCACACUGGAGAAGGUUUUCUUCAAGGACCUCUCUGUGUUUGGCUGCAGUCAUCCUUCCCUCAAUUCUGACCAGUCUCCCUGCCACUAAGAAGCGACCCAUAGCAUGAUGCUGCCACCAUCAUGCUUCACCAUAGGGAUGGCAUUAGCCAGGUGAUUAGCAGUACCUGGGGUUUGCCAUAGUGCUUGCUGUCAUAUGCCUUUUACUCAAGAGUGGCUUCCGUCAGCAUAAAACCAUAAAGGCCUGGUUGAUGGAGUGCUGCUGAGAUGGUCGCCCUUCUGGCAGGUUCUCCCAUCUCUGCACAGGACUUUGGACGAUCUGUUAGAGUGACCAUUGGGUUACGGCCCUUCUUGCCCGGUUACUCAGUUUGGCCGGACAGCCCACUCUAGGAAGAGACCUGGUGGUUCACUUCUUGCAUUUCACAAUUAUUGAGGCCACUGUGCUCAAAGCUUUAGAAAUGGCUUUGAUCUAUGCCCUGAUCUAUGCCUACAGAGGUCUACAGAGACUUUAUCACUUGGUUUUUUUUCUUCUGACAUGUGAAUUAUGGGACCUAAUAUGAACAGGUGUGGGCUUUUCUAAACUGUCCAAUCAAUUCAGUUUGCCACAUGUGAACUCCAAUAAAGUUCUAGACUCAUCUAAAGGCUAUUUAAAGCAAACGGGAUGCACCUGAUGACAGCCACGGCAAAGGGUCUGAAUACUUAUUUAUUCAGUUAAAUUUUUUUAUUAAAGUAGCAAAAAUGUAUAAAAACAUGUUUUCACUGUCAUUAUGGGUUCUUGUGUGUAGAUUGAUGGACAAAAUGGCAAUUGUAUCCAUUUCAAAUUAAAUCUACAACACAAUAAAGUGAAGGGGUCUGAAUAUGUUCUGAAGCCACUGUAUGAAAGUGUGCAUUUAUAUGGGGGGGUGUGGGGGUGAGGGUAUAGUAUGUCUUCCUGUGAACUGUGGGCCCAGAAAGUUAAUGGACAGAGCUAAUGGACAUUGUUAUGUAGGUGUGUGUCAGGUGGAAUGUUUAAAUGAACCUUUAAAUAAUGCCGUGUAUUUGCAUUCCGCUGCUGUUCUGCUGCGGUGUUGAAACGGCAUCACACCGGGACCUCCUUCUGCAAGGACACCAUGGCUGUUCCCACCAUCGUACACCCUCCCUGACCUGGCCGAUGCUCUUCCACAUGUGCUGAAUGAUCAAUGUACACAGGAAAUGUAUGCUGUGCAACAUAUGCUGUGCAUAUUGAACAACAUUGGACCUCCAUUUUAAACUCAACUGCCCCUGUGUGUGAGGCAUAUGAAGCAAGCCAUCUGCCAUCCUGGGAUCUGUGUGACUCCUGACUGGAACACUAGGAUUGUGUGAUAUUAUGAAUGCAUCCUGAUUUAUUUAAUAUUGCAAUUGUUGGUUCAGAUCUUACUGUUUUAACUGGAUCAUGUACUGGAUAUUUUAAUGUUCUUCAGUUUCAGUGGAUCAGGAAAUAUUUUCUGUCAAAUAUUAUAUGUUACUUAUAUAUUUCACUGCAGUAUGUGUGAAUAUAUAUUUUCAAAAACA